UGUGGUUCAUUUGUGCAUUUCUAUAUAUAGAUGGACAGUCGGUAGCUGAUAGCUUGUGACAGCUGAGGAACUGAGGCCACACCAAAUCAUCACGUCCUCGGCCAUUUCUCUUUUAGAGUAACGGUGUUAAUACAGUCAGUUCAGUUCUGCACUGGGAGAGGAUCAGGACAGCCCUCCCUCCUACUGAAAUAUCACAUCAAACCAUAACAAGAUGGCCUCCUUGUCAGUGGACCCAGUGACGGAGCCACGGAUGUACCAGCAAACGCUCCUACAAGAUGGGCUCUGCGAUCUCCUGGACGCUAACAAGUUUGUGGACUGUGUUCUGAAGAUCAAAGACAAAGAGUUUCCUUGUCAUCGGCUAGUGCUAGCCGCUAGCAGCCCUUACUUCAAAGCCAUGUUCCUUUCGGACCUGGAAGAGAGCAAAAAGCGGGAGAUUGUUCUAAAAGACAUCGAACCUGGGGUCAUGGGUAUGAUCCUGAGGUACAUAUACACCUCGGAUAUCAACCUGACUGAGCAUAACGUCCAAGACAUUUUCAUGGCGGCCAACAUGUACCAGAUUCCAUCAAUCUUCAGCGUGUGUGUGUCAUAUCUGCAGCAGAAGCUGGUUCUCAGUAACUGUUUGGCCAUCUUUAGAUUGGGACUGUUGCUGGACUGUCCUCGUUUGGCUAUGGAGGCGCGGGACUUCAUCUGUGACCGGUAUGCCCUCAUCACUCGGGACCAGGACAUCCAUCAGUUGGGUCCCGGCGAGUUGGCAGCCAUCAUCACAUGUGAUUCCCUAAAUGUGGAACGAGAAGAGUUGGUGUUUGAAUCUCUCAUGGAGUGGGUGGAGUAUGACACGAAUGAGAGACUGAAGGACCUGCCACAACUUCUACACUGCAUACGUUUCCGUCUUAUGCCGACGAGUUACUUUAAAGAGAAAGUCGAGGGGCACCGAUUGAUCAGGACGAAUCAGGAGCUCAAGAAGGAGCUUCAGAUUGUCAAGGAUGCACAGAAAGGAAUGCUACAUAGGGUCAAAAGGGUCAAGAAGGAAGGCGAGACAGCAGAUCCGGAGGACGAGGAUGAGGAAGGUUUGCUGCCGGGGAUCCUAAAUGACAAUCCACGUUUUGGAAUGUUUCAAACGGACCUUAUAUUGAUGAUUAGCGAUACAGGAACGGUAGCGUAUGAUGUUGGCGCAAACGAGUGCUAUUUGGCGUCUUCAUCCACUGAGAUCCCUAAAAACCACUGCAGUCUUGUCACAAAGGAAAAUCAGAUCUUUGUUGCUGGAGGUCUGAUGUACAAUGAGGAGAACAAAGAACAGCAGUUCAGCUCCUACUUUCUUCAGUUUGAUUCCAUGAGCUCUGAAUGGUUGGGGAUGCCCUCACUACCAGACCCCCGCUGUCUGUUUGGUCUGGCUGAGGCAGAAAACUCCAUCUAUGUGGUGGGAGGAAAAGAGUUGAAGGAGGGAGAACGUGCACUAGAUUCUGUUAUGGUCUAUGACAGACAGUCAUUCAAAUGGGGAGAGUCAGACCCUCUUCCGUACGCAGUUUAUGGUCAUGGAAUUGUUUCACACAAAGGACUGGUCUAUGUGAUAGGUGGAAAAACUGAGAGCAAGAAAUGCCUGAGGAGAGUGUGUGUCUAUGACCCCUCUAAAUUUGAAUGGAAGGAUAUGGCACCCAUGAAAACCGCCCGCUCACUGUUCGGCACAGCUGUUCACAAAAACAAAAUCUAUGUGGUGACCGGAGUCACUGAUGAUGGCCUGACUAACAGUGUGGAGGUCUAUGACAUCGCCAGCAACACCUGGUCAGAUUUCGUGGAGUUUCCUCAGGAGAGAAGCUCUCUUAACCUGAUUGAACUGGGCGGCUGCCUGUACGCUGUGGGGGGUUUUGCUAUGAUGCCCAAUGAGACCACAGACAAACUGGAGCCCACUGAAAUGAAUGACAUAUGGAAGUUUGAGGAGGAGGAGAACUGUUGGAAUGGGAUCCUGAGAGAGAUCCGUUAUGCAGCAGGGGCCACUGUGCUUGGAGUUCGUCUGAACACCUUGAGACUCACCAAGAUGUGAUCUACUGUCAUCUGUUGACAAAAUACAGAGUAAACAAUGUUGCCCACAUCUUCAUACAUAGGAAAUAAGCGCAAUACAUAUUCCAUUGAAUCAAAAAUAAAGUCACAGACUUAGCUUGCUUAAUGUUGAUACAUUAGUUAUAGAUCUUAAAGGGGUGGUUCAUUGCGAUUUCAUCUUUUUAAUGUUAGUUAGUUUGUAAUGUUGCUGUUUGAGCAUAAACAAAAUCAGCAAAGUUAUGAAGCUGAAAGUUCAAUGCAAAUGGAAAUAUUAUGUCUUUAAAAAUUCUGUUGUUCUUAGAAGUGGUUCUUAAUACUGUUCCUCGCAUCGCUCUGCAUCUCUCUCUCUCUCAUUCAGCUUAAUUCCAACAAUAAACUCUUCCAAUUAUACACUUAAUUUCACAUAGCUAUGAGAAGCAUUAAACAUGGAUGCGCGUGCAGUUGCCAUACUGUGUUAAAGCUUUAAUUAGGAUAAAACCUUAUAUUAAAGAAUAACAUAAGCAGUAGCAUUUAUAAAUAACAGUGUAUCUAAAAGUAUGAGACAACAACAAACAACAAAACAUAAGCAGACCAUUAAAAGUCGUGCUUGCACAGGGUCUGCACGGUCCUCCUCAAUAAUAUCCUUUGCUUUUCAAUUGGGCUCAAACUGAUAAGUGAUAUUAACAAUGCUGUUAUUAUACAACAAGAGCACAUGUGUUGAGGUGAGGGGCAAUUUAGCCAAUCACAGCACACUGGGCUAGCUAACCAAUCAGAGCCCAUCGCCUAUUUCUGAGGGAGGGGCUUCAUAACAGCAGGAAAUGAUCAGCACGUUUCUCAAGCAAGGGACAGAGUGGUGUGGAAUGUAGGUAAAUUAUGUGAAAAAUAAUGCGUUUUUUAAAAAAAACGAAGCAUUAACAUGUUAGACUGGACCCCAUAAACACAAUCAAGCCUAGAAAGAAAAAAAAAAACAGUGAACCACCCCUUUAAGGUUUGUAAUGGAGCGGUGUUUGAUACUGCUAUUCCAAGAAAACUCUGCAGAUGGAGACAAACACAAGACCAUCUAUUUUUUCAUAAGAAUGCAUAGUCAUUUCAUAGUCAUUUAGGAUAAUUAGAUUAGGGAAUUUGACUUAUUUAAAUAUCCAUGUACACUGAUUGCUAUCAUUCUGUUAUGUUAUUUUACAUGACUACUACAACUGAACAUUUUGCAAUUAUGACCAAGUACUGCAGUAUGUUCUGACAUUAUAAGAAAAAGAGAAAUAAAUGGCAGUGACUGAACAAUAACCUAAUAUACUCUAGACAAUGACCAAAAUAAAAUGAAAACACAAUUGUCUGUGGUAAAUGUCAACACAAAUAUUGUCAUGCACCCUCCAAAGCCACAUGAAAAUAAAAAAGUAAAGGUGAAAGAAUA
This is a messenger RNA of Carassius auratus (goldfish), 3421 nucleotides long. RefSeq names its product kelch-like protein 40a. The transcript has 6 exons. Gene Ontology annotation, molecular function: protein binding. Lineage: Eukaryota; Metazoa; Chordata; Actinopteri; Cypriniformes; Cyprinidae. The coding region runs from base 212 to 2038 and encodes 608 amino acids. The record is from RefSeq and is a predicted model, not a curated record.